Messenger RNA from Oikopleura dioica, 387 nucleotides. NCBI's taxonomy places the organism in Eukaryota, Metazoa, Chordata, Appendicularia, Copelata, Oikopleuridae. The record is from the annotation of a GenBank genome assembly.
AUGUUUACUGGCCCGAACGGUCUUCGAUACUCUGGUCUGAUCCUGGAAUAUCUUCCUGGAGGCGAUUUGGCUCAGUUUUUCGAAAACAUGCUCAACAAUCAAGGCGGUGAAAACGAACUUCCGUGGGCUCAGAAUGACGCUUUACGAAUCUCAGCCCAGCUUGUUCUAGCUCUGAACUACAUUCACGGGAAGAACAUCAUCCGUCGAGACAUCAAGCCCGAGAACAUCCUCAUGUCCGCUGAUUUCCAACAGGUGAAAAUUGCGGACUUCAACAUCUCCCGCUCUGCAGAAGUAACGAUUCACACUGGCGUCGCUGGAUCAAUGGACUACUUGGCUCCCGAGACGAUCAAAAAUCAAGGGAGCACUGGGCCUCUCUUUCUGCCAUGA